This is a messenger RNA of Clunio marinus, 1504 nucleotides long. The record is from the annotation of a GenBank genome assembly. Lineage: Eukaryota; Metazoa; Arthropoda; Insecta; Diptera; Chironomidae.
GUUGUUUGGGGGGCCCCCAAACGUUGACAAAGCUUAAAUCAGAUAUUUUAUACAAGUUUUAAAACGUAAUGAAUUCUUCUAAAACUUUUACAUUUAGGACAUCAAGUUGGAAAAACACAUGGCAGGUGUUCUAUGUACAUUAUCAUUAUUGAAUGCUCAUUUGAAGGACUUCAGCGGUGAAAUAAAAGAUCCUUCUACUCUUAGUAAUUUAUAUGCAAGUUCAUUAACCAAAUUCUUAAACUAUGCUGCUGCUUUUCAAGCAAAUGAAGCGACUAUGUAUAGAUCAGCAAAAAAACUAGGAAUCGAAUCUUUCUUAAUCGAUCUUCGACAUCUUUGUGCGCAUGGAAAGCAGCAAGUUUCUCUCGAAGUCUUUCGGAGAAGUCUUCAAUAUUGCUUUGAAUGGAUUCGGAAAUUCUACUGGGAAAAGGAAAUAAAGAACAUUUCCGAUGCUGUAGCUGAGGAUGUUUGCUAUGAUUCUGUAUUGGUAGAAAAACUGAAGGAAUUAUUUCCAGUCUAUGACGCCUUCACUAAACUCGCACAUAACAAAAUUUUUUCAUUUGGUGAUGCAUCAGUAGACGAUCUUGAUCAGGAUCAAUGGUCAGCAAUAAACAAAUUUAAAAAUGGGCAUAAUUUCAACAGCGUUCUUCAAGGGCAUAAUAUUGUGACUUUGAAGUUGUCUAAAAUUAUCGAAUCGAGUCGAAUGCGAUUGAGUCCGAAAACCUUUUUUAAUGAAAUGUUUAAGUGGUGCAGAUUUCUGUUACGAUUUAAUGAACCUUUAGACAACAGAACUGAUGAAAAUGAUGGGAGUGAGGAGGAAUCAUCUCCAACUAAACGAAGAAAACGUGAUUCUAAUACAAUUGUCAAUUUGUUUCAGCCACUUAUUUGGCAUUUAGCAAAAAACGAUUUUCUAAAUGAAUUUAUUCAUCAUCUGAAUCACAUAAGUAUCAAUGAAAAAGAUGAUAUUUCUAAACGCAAGUCAGCACAGUUAUGGCUUAUGGUUAUUUUUGAAAGCUUUACAUACUAUCAAAACUAUUGCAAAUUUACCAACAAUAAUGGAAUUUGGGAAAAGAAAAUUACAAAUGACGUGAGAAAUAUUUAUAGUUAUCAGCUUGAUGCAGAUUUGAAGAAAGUUUUUAUUUUUGUUGGAACACAAAUGUUACCUUCAUCAUUGAAAUAUUCGAGAAGUUUCUUCACUAAUAUACUAAAUAACGUAGACAAAGAAAAUGAAGAUAUUUGCUUUAGUCUUCUCCCUUUCAUUUACCCACCACUCAGUUCAGAACAAACCGAAAAAAUUAUUGCUCUCAUUAAAAUUAAAACCACAGAUAUUCGAUCAAAGAAAAUUUCAAGCGAGAACAUUUUCACAGUUGAAGAUCUUUUUUCUUCUUCUGUUUCUAAAGCAGAUAAAGAUUCAACAGAAAUUAAGGAUAAUAUCAUAUGGGAGAAAUCUUCAGAUAACAUUGAGUGGAGCACGCAUCCCAUUGGAGGGGAAUUCCUAGCAUUUUGA